Ceutorhynchus assimilis (cabbage seed weevil) is the source of this 1087-nucleotide messenger RNA. Lineage: Eukaryota; Metazoa; Arthropoda; Insecta; Coleoptera; Curculionidae. The record is from the annotation of a GenBank genome assembly.
CAUCGAAAAUGAUAGAUCGUGCCAUAAUCAGACAGCAUAUAGAGUCUUUUAACCCGUCAAUUUCGCAUUACAGGAGGGAGCACGCUCCUAAUAGGAGAUACCUUCCUAGUGAUGUUACCAUAGUAAUGAUGUACAAUGACUUUAAGGCAAAACAUCCAACUAUCAAUUUCUCCUAAUAUUUAUACAGAGAUGUCGUGAGUAAAAUGAAUAUUUCAUUCGCUGCACUUGGACACGAAUAGUGCUUUACUUGCGCAGCAUUCAAAAAUCAUGAAAGCAGCACCAAUCACGAUUCCAAGAAUUUGGGAAAUGACUGCGCCGACUGUAAAUCAUGGAAUAAACAUAUUGGAAUCGUGAAGUCAGCUCGAGAACAAUAUCAAAUUGACGCUGAAGCUGAUAAUCCCAACAUACUGGCAUGUUCAGCAGAUCUUCAGAAGGUCAUUAUGCUUCCGCGGUGCGAAAUGUUCAAGGAGUAGUUUGGCACGAAGCCUUGUCAGGACGAUCCAAAGAAGAUAUCAUAAGUGCUUCCUAUGCUUUUUUUCUGGAUAAUAGAGAUGCUGAAAAUAUUAUUUUGUGGUUGGACAACUGUGCAGCGCAAAAUAAAAACUGGACCUUCUUUAGUUUCUGCGUAUAUCUAGUAAAUUCUGCUGAUGUCGCUUUAAACACUCUAACUCUGAAAUACUUUGAACCUGGGCAUACGUUCAUGUCAGCCGAUUCUUUCCAUCACCAGGUAGAGAAGUCUUUGAAGCAAAUGAAAAAAGUAUAUGAUUUCGGAGAUUACAAAGAUGCCGUUCAAAAAGCGAACUCGUCGAAAGUGAAAUUGAUUGAAAUGAAAAUUAACAAUUUUUUUAAUUGGGAAGACAAGAGUUCUCAAUAUAAAUUAAGCAAAAUAAAUCCUCGGCCAUAUUUGAUAGCAAAACACCAAAAGAAUGGUUUGGAAAAGCCUAAAUGCAAGACUGUCUGUCGUGGCAUAAGUCAAGCUAGAAAAGACACUCUCAUAAACCGCCUACGUGGAAUUAUUCCCAUUACUAGAAUAAACUUUUGGAAAAAUUUGCCUGUUUCCGAAAAUCCUGAACAAGAAGACGAGUAA